Molecule: messenger RNA, 894 nt
Organism: Manduca sexta (tobacco hornworm)
Lineage: Eukaryota; Metazoa; Arthropoda; Insecta; Lepidoptera; Sphingidae
Product: circadian clock-controlled protein daywake-like
Exons: 5
Coding region: 102-830 (242 amino acids)
Source: RefSeq, a predicted model, not a curated record
UAAAUUAUAGCAAUUAAAGAAAUUGUAUAAAUUUCAAGAAUCAAUCCAUAUUCACUUUAGUUGUGGUCAGUGUUUUGUGACAUUACGUAAACGCGCAUAAAAUGAACCUCAAAUAUAUUCUUGUAAUAUUUAUUCUCGUGAUUUCUAGAAUUGACUCUAUAACACAAUUCCGUAGGCCAUGCGAGGAUUUGUCUGAAGAAUGUUUGUCAAAAUCCCUCCAAAUGGCAUUUCCAAUUUUUGUGCAAGGCAUACCAGAAUUGGGAAUUGAAAGCCUGGAUCCAUACAUAAUAGAUAACUUAGAUUUGAUGCUGGCUGGCGGUUUGUCAAUACAGUUCAGACAAGGGAUUGCUAAGGGAUUAAAGGAUUGCGAUGUGGAUUUUGCAAAGUUAAUUGGAAAUACGCUGGAAACACAACUACAUUGCAACUUAACGGUGAAAGGGAAAUACAAAUCUUUAGGGAAAUUAUUAAUGUUUCCCAUUGACGGUCACGGUGAUGCUUCCAUUAAAAGCCGAAACAUAAGACUCCAUGGUUUGUUCAAAUUUAAAUCAAAAGUAUUGUCCGACGGUGAAAAAUAUUUGGAAAUAAUCAGUUCGAACGUGGAGCACAGCUACGACGGUCGCGUCAGCUACCAUUUGACGAACCUUCUGAGGGGGAAUCCGGAACUAAGCAACUCGGUAUUAGAUUUCAUGAACGACAAUUGGCGGAUGGUUGCAGAAGAAUUAGGUGGUCCUUUAGUAGACUACGGCGUGGCAGCGGUUAUGAAGAAUCUCAAACAACUACUGACAAUAAUACCAAUGAACAAAAUGGUUACAGUACCUUUAAAUCUAUAACUAUCUUACUUAAGCUUACAUACCGAACUUUGUUACCAGUUAAUAAAUAAUGAUGAUAAAAAUA